GGGAGAGGAAGCUGUGGAACAAUACCUUGACCUGCUGGCCCUGCUGCUGGAUGGAUCCGUGUUACAGGGCAUGAAGUGUUCUGUGACUCUGCCUGGUGGUUCUCCAGCCUCUCGCGUACCGGACAUCUUCUUGGAGACAGCAACAGCGCUGAUUCUUGUGGCCAGAUUCCAAGAUUCACUGACUGUGUGUGAAGAGCUGCUCAGCCGGAUAUCGCUUUUGGUCCCUCAGAAACUGUGGCUGGGUCAGGGGGAACCUAGCCUCUGGCCUUCUCUAUCCCCUGUCUCCCCUCUCCCAGACGACCCCUCAGAGCCUCUGUUCUACCUAUUGUGGGCCUCAGCUGCCCACCUGCUUCAAGGGCAGGCCCAUUCUGGCCUGGGGGCCCGGAGGGAAGCACUGGAGGAGUUUAGCAGGUGCCUUGAGUUACUCUUCCGGGUACAGCCUGUGGCCAGAGUUGUGGAUAAAGGUGCAGACAGAGAUGUAGACCAGGGUUUGAGUAGAGAUGUUAUUAUCUCUAGUGCUGAAGAUGAGCUUCCUUCAAAGAUCUGCCCACCUAUAAGAGUUCUUCAGAAGCUGAAAGUGGUGGCGUUAAUUAGCCGGGGGCUGGAGUGGGUAGCAGAAGGCCGAGAUGCCCGGGCUCUACAGGAUUUCCUCCUUGGUGUGCAGCUUUGCCCAGGUGACCGGAGAGCUUCCUUACAUCUGCUGCACAUCCUUUGGAGGCUAGAGCGGAGGGAAGAGGCCACUGCAAUUUGUCAGAGGCUAGAAGCUGAGGCUGACCAAUGCCAGGAUAACUCUGAGGGUCUUCUUCCCCUAUACUUAGAGUCCUAUGUGAACCGGAUUCCCAUCAGUGAGCAGGAGUCUCUCUUGCAAGAGCUUCGGAAAUCACUGCAGAGGUCUACUUGCCCUUAGUGGACAUUCGAUCCUGACUUCACAGGGAUCUUCUUUGUUUGGCCUCUCUCCUAAUUCAGCCCAGGAGAGUGGCUAAGCCUAGAGUGGGGACUUCAUUAAUGCUGGGGAAAGCCAUGGGUUAUUUCUUCUUCACUCAAAAGUAGAGGGAAGUAUAGGAAUAAUCAGGAAUUGCUCUGUCUCUUUCCCAUCUAUUCAGUUGACAGUCUCCCUAUUAGUGUAUUUUUUUGGCACCUAUUAGCCCAUUCUUUUUUUCCAGUAAAAUCUUCCAUUGGUCUGUCUGCCUGUGCUAUUUAUCUUGUGCUGGAAGUGCUGGUCUCUGACUACAUCCCUUUAUCUGAUACAUUCUAGUGACAUUGGGAGAAUAGUCCCCUACACUCAAUGUGAUUCACUCUUGGAAGUGAAGAUUCCUGUCCUUACCUGAUUUCUUCCUUCACUUAGCUCUUGAGAAAAACACCCCUUAGCAUUUGUUUUGGUGGUGAUCAGUCAU
Molecule: messenger RNA, 1394 nt
Organism: Gracilinanus agilis (Agile Gracile Mouse Opossum)
Lineage: Eukaryota; Metazoa; Chordata; Mammalia; Didelphimorphia; Didelphidae
Product: Fanconi anemia group G protein-like
Exons: 6
Biological process (GO): interstrand cross-link repair
Cellular component (GO): Fanconi anaemia nuclear complex
Molecular function (GO): protein binding
Source: RefSeq, a predicted model, not a curated record